Molecule: messenger RNA, 1065 nt
Organism: Fomitiporia mediterranea MF3/22
Lineage: Eukaryota; Fungi; Basidiomycota; Agaricomycetes; Hymenochaetales; Hymenochaetaceae
Exons: 12
Coding region: 1-1065 (354 amino acids)
Source: RefSeq, a predicted model, not a curated record
AUGGCUUCCAAAAUUGCUGCGCACUUCCUGCAGUUCCGCAUCCAGUAUUCAAGCAUCGCAUUCCUCUACUACGACUAUGCGUUGACGUUUCCCGCUGAAGUCAAGUAUGUCUGGGGCAAGAAGUUUCGCUUCUCGACUCUGCUCUACGUUUUCUGUCGAUAUGCCCUGGUGGCGAACGUGAUAUUUGUACUUGCUCAGACGGGCAAGCUUGGGAAAAGCUGUGAUGCUUGGUACAAGUUCGAUGGGGUGAUUAGCGUUCUCGGAAGGGCCGCAGUCAUAGCGGCUCUGACUGGCAGAACAUACGCAGUUUAUGGAUGUAAUAAAUAUAUCCUUGCACUCCUGGGUUCUCUCGGGAUAACAUGUUUCAUACUCGAUGUCAUGCAUCUCCCUGGUCUCAGAUGUCUCGGCUCAUCGAGCAGUCAGACGGCGGCAACCUUACUAUCCAUUCUCAUGUGUGUCUUCGAAUUCUCAGCAGCGAUACUUCUUAUCGUACGAAGCCUAUCUGAAUUUCAUAUUGGUGGAACGUGGAAAUUCGACAAGAAUGGUUUUAUGACAGUCGUGUUCAAGCAAGGUUUGAUGUAUUUUUGCGUUGUGUCAAUAUUCACGACUGCAGCUGCUGUCUUGAACUUCCGCGCACCUUCAGGGACAUUCUUCCAACGCCUUCCGAACGCAUACACCCUCCCGUUGUCGUGCACGUUGAUAGCACGAUUUCUCCUUCAACUGCGUGAAUGGCAAGGGAAGGACGUUAUUGGAGGCGACGGCAUUCAUGAUACGGGUGCACAAGACCAGCAUGUGCAAACACUGUCGGCUAUUCGAGCCAACACGAUGGUUGACUCCUUAAUUUUAAGCGACUUUGGAGACGGGGUGCCUGCAGCUAUGUCAUACGAAAGUGCAUUUGAGACAACGUCUACCCAUACACAUGCCGAUGUCAAUUCAGAAAAGGCGCAUUCGGAGACGACUCAGGUGAAUGAGGCCCCAAGGCAUGAUUUCUCCGAGUCCAAAGGCAAGCAGACGAAUAUCGAACCACAUGAUUCGUCUGACUCUGAGAGACAAUCCGACGCUUGA